ACAACUACAGGAGUAACUGAAUCACCAACUACACCUGAACCAACAACUACAGGUGUAACUGAAUCACCAACUACACCUGAACCAACAACUACAGGUGUAACUGAAUCACCAACUACACCUGAACCAACAACUACAGGUACAACUGAAUCACCAACUACACCUGAACCAACAACUACAGGUACAACAGAAUCACCAACUACACCUGAACCAACAACUACAGGUACAACAGAAUCACCAACUACACCUGGACCAACAGCUGCCAGUACAACAGAAUCACCGACUACACCUGAACCAACAACUACAGGUACAACUGAAUCACCAACUACACCUGAACCAACAACUACAGGUGUAACUGAAUCACCAACUACACCUGAAACAACAACUGUUACAACUACGUCACCAACUACACCUGGACCAACAACCUCCAGUACGACUGAAUCAACUACAACCGCCCAAACUCCGGGGGUAGUUAAUGUCCCGCUCUCUUUCAGUAUUGAUCGUGAAUUUAACCCAAAUUUAAGUAAUCGAAGUUCUCCCGAAUUCCGAUCCUUGUCUACCGAUAUUAUUAGAGGGCUUAAUAAUGUGUUUGGAGAAACCCCAGGUUUCCUUCGAGCAGUAGUCAAUAAUUUCAGGAAUGGAUCCAUUAUCGCAAAUUGCACCAUAGAGUACGAAACCACGGCCACACCGCCUACUGAGGCCGAAGUGGUGACUGAUUUGGCGGAUGCUUUAGAAAACGGCACAGAUUUAGGAAACGUCACACUUAUUCGAUCGUCCAUCCGUUCUGGUGAUACCACUUUGAACGAUUUGACAUCUACAACUACAGGUGUAACUGAAUCACCAACUACACCUGAACCAACAACUACAGGUACAACUGAAUCACCAACUACACCUGAAACAACAACUACAGGUACAACUGAAUCACCAACUACACCUGGGCCAACAACUACAGGUACAACUGAAUCACCAACUACACCUGAACCAACAACUACAGGUACAACUGAAUCACCAACUACACCUGAACCAACAACUACAGGUACAACUGAAUCACCAACUACACCUGAACCAACAACUACAGGUACAACUGAAUCACCAACUACACCUGAACCAACAACUACAGGUACAACUGAAUCACCAACUACACCUGAACCAACAACUACAGGUACAACUGAAUCACCAACUACACCUGAACCAACAACUACAGGUACAACUGAAUCACCAACUACACCUGAACCAACAACUACAGGUACAACUGAAUCACCAACUACACCUGAACCAACAACUACAGGUACAACUGAAUCACCAACUACACCUGAACCAACAACUACAGGUACAACCGAAUCACCAACUACACCUGAACCAACAACUACAGGUACAACUGAAUCACCAACUACACCUGAACCAACAACUACAGGUACAACUGAAUCACCAACUACACCUGAACCAACAACUACAGGUACAACUGAAUCACCAACUACACCUGAACCAACAACUACACCUGAACCAACAACUACAGGUACAACUGAAUCACCAACUACACCUGAACCAACAACUACAGGUACAACAGAAUCACCAACUACACCUGAACCAACAACUACAGGUACAACUGAAUCACCAACUACACCUGAAACAACAACUACAGGUACAACUGAAUCACCAACUACACCUGAACCAACAACUACAGGUACAACAGAAUCACCAACUACACCUGAACCAACAACUACAGGUACAACUGAAUCACCAACUACACCUGAACCAACAACUACAGGUACAACUGAAUCACCAACUACACCUGAACCAACAACUACAGGUACAACUGAAUCACCAACUACACCUGAACCAACAACUACAGGUACAACUGAAUCACCAACUACACCUGAACCAACAACUACAGGUACAACUGAAUCACCAACUACACCUGAACCAACAACUACAGGUACAACUGAAUCACCAACUACACCUGAACCAACAACUACAGGUACAACUGAAUCACCAACUACACCUGAACCAACAACUACAGUAACUCAAUCACCAACUACACCUGAACCAACAACUACAGGUACAACUGAAUCACCAACUACACCUGAAACAACAACUACAGGUACAACUGAAUCACCAACUACACCUGAAACAACAACUACAGGUACAACAGAAUCACCAACUACACCUGAAACAACAACAACUGUUACAACUGAAUCACCAACUACACCUGAACCAACAACUACAGGUGUAACUGAAUCACCAACUACACCUGAAACAACAACCACAGGUACAACAGAAUCACCGACUACACCUGAAACAACAACAACUGUUACAACAGAAUCAACAACUACACCUGAACCAACAACUACAGGUACAACAGAAUCAACAACUACACCUGGACCAACAACUACAGGUGUAACUGAAUCACCAACUACACCUGAACCAACAACAACUGUUACAACAGAAUCACCAACUACACCUGAACCAACAACUGUUACAACUGAAUCACCAACUACACCUGAACCAACAACAACUGUUACAACAGAAUCACCAACUACACCUGGACCAACAACCUCCAGUACGACUGAAUCAACUACAACCACCCAAACUCCGGGGGUAGUUAAUGUCCCGCUCUCUUUCAGUAUUGAUCGUGAAUUUAAUCCAAGUUUAAGUGUUCGAAGUUCUCCCGAAUUCCAAUCCUUGUCUACCGAUAUUAUUAGAGGGCUUAAUAAUGUGUUUCGAGAAACCCCAAAUUUCCGUCGAGCAUCUGUCAAUAGUUUCAGGAGAGGAUCCAUUAUCGCAGAUUGCAACCUAGCGUUUGAAAACAACACUAUCCCGCCCACUGAGUCCGAAGUGGUGAGACAAUUGCUGAAUAAUUUAGACAACGGCACAGAGUUAGGAAAUGUUACACUUUUUCCAAGAACCAUCCGUUCUGGUGCUACCACUGUGAACAAUUUGGAGCCUAUUUCUUUGACUAUUUCCUAUGUGAUAGAAGAUAGGGCUUUCACCACCGACCUCAGCAACAUGGGUUCCACUGCGUUUGGAGAUCUCAGCUCUUCAGUGAUUAAUUGGCUUAAUCCAGUGUUGACCUCUGUGUUGCUUCCAAGUACCAUGUCCAAUUAUACUGUCAUGUUUAGCAAUGAUUCAACAAUGGUGCAAGUAUCUACAAACGUGCAAAUCAACACCACCGCCAUUGCGAAUCCGCAAAUGCUGCUUAUGUUACUCAGUCAAAAUGUCAGUGACUCGGGCUUUGAUAUCGUCAUCUCCAGUAUUAUCGUGAACGGUAUGAGCCUUGUCACUGACAGAUUCCCACUGCAACUUCGCUUCACCAAUCUAAACUUCACAACCGACCUCGACAUGAGAGGAACCAACAGGUUCAGAAACCUCAGCGCCACCAUAACAGAAGUGGUGAACGAUAUCUUCAGAAAUAAUCCCAACUUCACCGAUAUCGUAGUUAAUGGAUUUGCGCGUGGGUCAGUUUUGAGCGACACAACUAUCACCGCGGAAAGAGGCACUAUAACACCAGCCGCUGCAGCCCAAGCACUGGCCAAUAACGCUGAUGCGUUUGCCAGGAGGGGUCUACGCUUGGAUGCCAACGCCCUUACCAACACAACGACUACUGUGCCAACAACCACGACGGGAAGGACUACCGCGGUUACCAUGACAACCCCGCCAAUCAUGCCAACCACGCCAAUCAUGCCAACCACGCCAACCACGCCCGGUCAGACGGUCAACCAGAUUCCACCACAACCGUUCCCAAGUUUUGCUAUUGCCAUCAUCGUCAUGUGUAUCCUUGCGCUCUUCGCCACGAUCAUCGCUAUUGUCCUGUGUAUUAAGAGCGGUUAUUGGUCCAAAAUGACAAAUGCCUUCCAGUUGGAAUCCCCUGAUAAUUUAGACUUGCGACUUCCAAUGUUUGGGGGGCGAUCGUACAACUUCAACUGACGAGACACCAGAACUUUGGAUUCAGAGGGAAAAGCUGACAUGGAUUUUGAAGAAUACACAAGAGGAAUAUUGACCGGAGUACGUUUCUAAUAACCCAACCAAACCAAUGCAUGUGUAACCUAAUGGACCAAGGUAUCAUCAUGCUAACUCUUUCAAAUCAAAUCUAUAAAGUGGUAGUUACCAGGUUUUCCUUUAUAAUGAAAAAUAUACAUAUUGUCAUGUUGUAUGGAUGUUGUGUGUCCAGAAUUUGUUUUUGAUGGGAGGUUUGUGUUAAAUUUAUAUAUGUUUGUAAAGUAUUUUCACUGGCUAGUAUAUUACACAUGUUGGCCCAAAUCAGCUUCCUGCCAAAUUGUUGAUAGUCCCGUGGCGUGUGAAAGCUCACUGGCUUGCAGGCAUCUCCAAAGCUAUGCCCUGGACAAACAUUGACCUGCACUGAAUGAAUGGAAUUUUAUUUGAGUGCAAGUGUACACUGGCAUCUGCUGUUUUAUUUACUGGAAGGCUAAGUGAAACAAGCAUGAAGAUAAACAGGGUAGCGAGCAUCGAGAUGAAAUGAGAAUCAGGAGUUUGUGCACUUCAGUGAGUGGUGGUGGGAUUUAUUGCUUACGUCCUUGGCAAAGAGCCAAAACGCAUACUGUGACCGGCAGUAAGUCUGCCCACCACCAAAUUUACCGUCACCAGUUUUGCUGGGGGUUUGCUAGGUGUUGCCCCAGUACUGGUUAGUUUUCAGGUAACACAGAAGCUAAAGGGCAACUUGAGAUCAGAAACACAACCGAGCUUUUCUCAGAUGUGUACAGGUGGAUUAAAGUUGUACGUAGCCCUGGCUUGCAACCUCAUUGUCUUGGUGCUAAAGAUAGACAAAAAAUAACUCAGCGGGACAAGCAGCAUCUCUGGAGAGAAGGAAUGGAUCGAAACCCUUCUUCAGACUGCUGUUGCUUCUUGCUGGGAGGCUCGAUGGUGGACAUCUCAGCAUACAGGAUGGAAGCCACAUCAAUGUCAAUGUCGUUAAUCAGAGGCAGAUCUAGGCAGAUCUUGAGCUCUGAUGCUGGGUACUUGUUUUAAUGAGAAUCUUCUCUACAUGGGACAUACUGUAGAGUGUAGACCACUGUUUACGUAGCUUUACAAAACACAUCUUCACCUUGAUCCUCAAAACUGCCCGUCAGCUCCUGUGUGUAGGGAGAAACAUUAUUUAUAAGGAUACACUGUCCCGCUGUAACAUUGUGUGAGCCAGUGGCAACGAUGGCAAGAACAGGACGCUGGGAUGCAAUUGUAGAAUGCGAUCGCAUUCUUGUGCUAUGAUCCACUGCAGGGGACACUGUCCAUUCAUGCAGCGAAGAGUUUGAACCAUUGUGUGUCAGAGUCCACGUGCCGGUCACCUCCACAACAGGACCUCAAGGCUCAGAUAACCAAGGUGGACAUGCCAAUGAUACGAGGCACAUACACCAUUAACCUGCAGCUUGUUAGAGGUUAUGAGGAGACCUUAUGACUUUUUAAUAAAAAUCGUUCGCGGUUUAGCGAUGAAUAUUUAGUUUACAUUAUAGAUUGUAGACAUGUAAGGAUUUAAUUUAUGUUUUAUAAUUUUGCAUCUUUUCACUACAUUCCACUAACUGUAUCGGACAACGCAGCUCAAACUAAGGCAUGUUGCCAAUGGAAGCAUAAAGCAAAUCGCCCUUGCCUUGUUUGCGAUGCUGAUUUUAUUGAAUCUCACUGUUAAAGCCAGAAGGAUUCCAGACUGUUUUGAUUUGUAAACCGUGUGUUCGGGGCUGGAUCAGGGCUCUCAGCCUGCGUGCAAGAGUGCGUGAUUUGUAGCCACUACAUUACAUAAGCUGUUCACCUCUGGUUGCAAAUGUAUACUGAUCCCUGGCGUUUAGGGAGCUUGAAGUUAGUUUUGUAACCAGAAGACUUCUUGAAAAAUAAAAAUCAUCUCAAAACCUGCACUUUACGUGUUAAAUCCUCCUGUAGCCGGAACCAAUUCUCAGGAAUAGAUCGAUGACAGGAGUGGCUAAUAUUAUUCCUGUCGGGCAAGUCAACUUCACUUGAUAACACACAAAACAGCCUUGGGUCCGAUCCCUAAAGAAUCCCACUGGAACUAUUGCCCAGAGGUAGCUAUAGUUAAAAUUCAACCUCUCCUUUAUCAGAGCUGUCAGCUACAUGACAACAUAUUUACCAUGACAUUAAUUGGCCCAAACCUCACGGGGGAAGAAUGUGAAUACAACAUUCUGGCAACUUCACGCUACUCAAACAGUGGUGGAAAUUCCCCUGUGUGUGCUUAGACAAUAUUUAUACCCCCUCUCAGGCUUGUGUUAUCUGAUCGUGGCCAGGGCAACUGCUGCUCACUAUUUCAUGGCUUCCCAAUUGCUUUGAAGUUUCCUGAAGGGGAAGUAAAGCCACUAAAAUAACAUGACCUUUUUCACGAAGGCAGUCCCAGUGUACAUCACCACUCCUAUUGUUUCUAAGUACAGAAUGUAAGAACAAGGAACUGUAGACGCUGGUUUACCCAAGAGGAAACAAAGUGCUGAGUAACUCAGCGGGUCAGGCAGCAUCUAUGGAGGACAUGGAUAGGUGAUGUUUUGGGUCGGGUCCCUUGUUGGAAUGUCACCUAUCCAUGUUCUAGGGUCCAUACAAGGUGGAAACAGGCCAUUCGGCCCAACUUGCCCACGCCGACCAACAUGCCCCAUCUACACUUCUCCAGAGAUGCUGCCUGGCCCGCUGAGUUACUCCAGUUCUUUGGUUCCUGUAACUACAUUGGGAAUAUAGCGUCGUAAGCUACCUUACCUUGCAGGGAUGCUACAUUUUAAUCAAUUUUAAGGGAUUAUUUAUUGACUAUUCUUACUGUUAAGCACUGAAAUAACUUAAUUGUGCCAAGUUUUCUUUACAAAAAUGCUCGUGCAAUGGAUGGAGCAUGUUGAUGGUUGCAACAAACAUAAUGCAAAGAUAUAUUUUACUGACCUUGUAUUCUUUGUUGUUGCAAAUGUAUUAUAAUAUUAAAUAAAUAUUUCUUACAAAUCAGAACAA
Leucoraja erinaceus (little skate) is the source of this 6933-nucleotide messenger RNA. Its product is annotated as mucin-2-like. The annotation marks the transcript as partial. Lineage: Eukaryota; Metazoa; Chordata; Chondrichthyes; Rajiformes; Rajidae. The transcript is spliced from 15 exons. The record is from RefSeq and is a predicted model, not a curated record.